UGGGAAAUAGGAUGCAAAAGAGGCUUAGUUUGGGAAAAGCCUCCCCAGAAUUGUCAUAUUGUGGGUGUAGAUGAUUACUGCCUCUCGGUUGCUAAGGAACUUGGUGCAGAUGAAAUUGUGAAAGUUUCAAUAAAUAUGCAGGAUGUAGAUGAAGAAAUAGGACAAAUUCAUAAAGCGAUGGGGGCUGGAGUGGAUGUGACCUUUGAUUGUGCUGGCUUUAGCAAAACCAUGUCAACCGCUCUGAGCGCCACUUGUCCGGGCGGCAAAGUUUGCCUUGUCGGAAUGGGUCAUACUGAAAUGACUGUCCCACUCACUCCAGCUGCUGCAAGGGAGGUCGAUGUGAUUGGCAUCAUCCGCUACAAGAACACGUGGCCUCUGUGCAUUGAAUUUCUGAGGAGCGGUAAGAUUGAUGUGAAGCCCUUAAUAACUCACCGAUUUGGGUUCUUGCAGAAGGAGGUUGAAGAAGCCUUUGAAACUAGUGCUCGCGGUGGUAGCGCCAUCCAAGUCAUGUUUAAUCUGUAAAGUCUUGAAAUGAAAGAAAUGUCAGUAUAUGAAGUUUGGAAGGAGUUAAAAGUAAUGAAUAAUUAU
Messenger RNA from Camellia sinensis, 588 nucleotides. NCBI's taxonomy places the organism in Eukaryota, Viridiplantae, Streptophyta, Magnoliopsida, Ericales, Theaceae. The record is from RefSeq and is a predicted model, not a curated record.